Molecule: messenger RNA, 8878 nt
Organism: Sorex fumeus (smoky shrew)
Lineage: Eukaryota; Metazoa; Chordata; Mammalia; Eulipotyphla; Soricidae
Gene: ANKRD17
Product: ankyrin repeat domain 17
Exons: 35
Coding region: 141-8246 (2701 amino acids)
Biological process (GO): innate immune response
Cellular component (GO): cytoplasm
Molecular function (GO): RNA binding; protein binding
Source: RefSeq, a predicted model, not a curated record
CGGCGGCGGCAGUAGAGGUGACCGAGGCGGUGGCGGCGGAGGCGGCCCCGAGCGCUGUGUCGGCCCCGGUGCGGCCGAAGUCGCGGUAGAGCGAAGCCCCCACGCCCCUCCCCCGUCCGCGCCCUCCCUCUUCCCCGGGGAUGGAGAAGGCGACGGUUCCGGCGGCGGCGGCGGCGGCGGCUGCUGAGGGAGAAGGGAGCCCCCCGGCGGCGGCGGCGGCGGCGGCGGCGGCGGCUGGCCCCCCCGUGGCGGCGGCGGCGGCGGCGGCAGCGGCGGCGGCAGCAGCGGCGGCGGCGGCGGCGGCGGCGGCGGAGGAGGAGGAGGAGGUCGGCGGCUGCGUUGGCGGCGGCGAGGCUCGCUCGGCCUCCUCUCCGCGUGGAAUGGUGCGAGUGUGCGACCUGCUCCUGAAGAAGAAGCCACCGCAGCAGCCACCCCACAAGGCCAAGCGGAACCGGACCUGCCGACCCCCCAGCAGCAGCGAAAGCAGCAGCGACAGCGACAACAGCGGCGGCGGUGCAGGCGGCGGUGGUGCAGGCGGCGGCGGUGCAGGCGGCGGCGGCGGCGCAGGCGGCGGCACCAGUAGCAACAACAGCGAGGAAGAGGAGGACGACGACGACGAGGAAGAAGAGGUUUCUGAGGUGGAGUCUUUCAUUUUGGAUCAGGAUGAUUUGGAAAAUCCAAUGCUGGAAACGGCUUCCAAGUUGCUCUUAUCAGGUACUGCUGAUGGUGCGGACCUUAGGACAGUAGAUCCAGAAACACAGGCUAGACUGGAAGCUUUACUUGAAGCUGCAGGAAUAGGCAAAUUAUCCACGGCUGAUGGUAAAGCCUUUGCAGAUCCUGAAGUGCUUCGGAGGUUGACAUCAUCUGUUAGUUGUGCGUUGGAUGAAGCUGCUGCUGCACUUACCCGUAUGAGAGCUGAAAGCACAGCAAAUGCAGGGCAGUCGGACAACCGCAGUUUGGCCGAAGCUUGUUCAGAAGGAGAUGUAAAUGCUGUGCGAAAGUUACUCAUAGAAGGGCGAAGUGUUAAUGAACACACUGAGGAAGGGGAGAGCCUUCUUUGUUUAGCUUGUUCCGCUGGAUAUUAUGAGCUUGCACAGGUUUUGUUGGCAAUGCACGCAAAUGUGGAAGAUAGGGGAAUCAAAGGUGACAUUACACCUUUAAUGGCUGCUGCUAAUGGAGGACAUGUCAAAAUUGUGAAGUUGCUGCUAGCUCAUAAAGCUGAUGUCAAUGCACAAUCUUCAACAGGCAAUACAGCACUUACAUAUGCUUGUGCUGGAGGCUAUGUAGAUGUUGUAAAGGUGCUCUUGGAAUCUGGUGCUAGUAUUGAGGACCAUAAUGAAAAUGGUCAUACUCCUCUUAUGGAAGCUGGAAGUGCUGGACAUGUGGAAGUAGCCAGAUUGCUGCUAGAAAACGGGGCUGGCAUUAAUACCCAUUCCAAUGAAUUUAAAGAGAGUGCCCUUACAUUAGCUUGUUACAAAGGACAUCUAGAGAUGGUGCGAUUUCUUUUGGAAGCAGGCGCAGAUCAAGAGCAUAAAACAGAUGAAAUGCACACUGCUUUAAUGGAGGCUUGCAUGGAUGGUCAUGUUGAAGUAGCUAGGUUACUUCUUGACAGUGGUGCCCAAGUAAACAUGCCUGCUGAUUCCUUUGAGUCACCAUUGACUUUGGCUGCGUGUGGUGGGCAUGUGGAGCUUGCAGCUUUACUUAUUGAAAGAGGAGCUAGCCUGGAAGAAGUCAAUGAUGAAGGUUAUACACCAUUGAUGGAAGCAGCUCGAGAAGGACAUGAAGAAAUGGUAGCAUUACUUCUAGGCCAAGGAGCAAAUAUCAAUGCACAGACAGAAGAAACCCAAGAAACUGCAUUGACUCUGGCUUGCUGUGGAGGCUUUCUGGAAGUGGCUGAUUUUCUAAUUAAGGCUGGAGCUGAUAUAGAACUAGGAUGUUCCACUCCUUUAAUGGAAGCUGCUCAGGAGGGUCAUUUGGAGCUAGUCAAAUACUUACUGGCUGCAGGAGCUAAUGUUCAUGCAACAACAGCAACAGGAGAUACGGCACUAACGUAUGCCUGUGAAAAUGGUCAUACUGAUGUAGCAGAUGUCUUACUUCAGGCAGGAGCAGAUCUGGAACACGAAUCUGAAGGUGGAAGAACUCCCUUAAUGAAAGCUGCAAGAGCUGGUCAUGUUUGUACAGUUCAGUUCUUAAUCAGCAAAGGAGCAAAUGUGAAUAGAACCACAGCAAAUAAUGACCACACAGUACUCUCCUUGGCUUGUGCUGGAGGUCAUCUGGCAGUUGUGGAACUUCUUUUAGCUCAUGGGGCAGAUCCAACUCACCGUUUAAAGGACGGUUCAACCAUGUUGAUAGAAGCAGCAAAAGGUGGCCAUACAAGUGUUGUUUGCUAUCUUUUGGACUACCCUAAUAAUUUGCUAUCAGCCCCUCCACCAGAUGUCUCUCAGUUAACCCCCCCAUCCCAUGAUUUAAAUAGGGCUCCUCGUGUACCAGUUCAAGCACUGCCCAUGGUUGUCCCACCUCAGGAGCCUGACAAGCCUCCUGCCAAUGUCGCCGCUACUCUUCCCAUCAGGAAUAAAGCUGCUUCUAAACAAAAGUCCAGCAGCCAUUUGCCAGCAAACAGCCAGGAUGUACAGGGUUACAUCACCAAUCAGUCUCCAGAGAGCAUUGUAGAAGAGGCUCAGGGAAAGUUAACAGAACUGGAACAGAGGAUUAAAGAAGCCAUAGAAAAGAAUGCACAGCUGCAGUCCUUGGAGCUGGCUCAUGCUGACCAACUGACCAAGGAGAAGAUUGAGGAGCUGAACAAAACAAGGGAGGAACAAAUUCAGAAGAAACAAAAGAUCCUGGAGGAGCUCCAGAAGGUAGAACGAGAGCUCCAACUGAAAACUCAGCAGCAGCUGAAAAAGCAGUACCUAGAGGUUAAAGCUCAAAGAAUUCAGCUUCAGCAGCAGCAGCAGCAGCAGCAGCAGCAGCAGCAGCAGCAGCAGCAGCAGCAGCAGUCUUGCCAACAUCUGGGACUACUGACUCCGGUCGGAGUUGGAGAACAGCUUUCCGAAGGAGACUAUGCACGAUUACAGCAGGUGGAUCCAGCUUUGCUUCAAGAGGAGCCUCAGCCGGCUGCUGCUCAGAUGGGUUUUGCGCCAAUCCAGCCUCUGGCCAUGCCUCAAGCUUUACCUCUGGCGGCAGGUCCCUUGCCUCCAGGGUCCAUCGCAAAUCUUACAGAACUACAAGGAGUAAUAGUUGGACAGCCAGUACUGGGCCAAGCACAGUUGGCAGGGCUGGGGCAAGGAAUUCUGACAGAAACACAACAAGGGUUAAUGGUAGCCAGCCCUGCUCAGACCCUCAAUGACACGCUGGAUGACAUCAUGGCAGCAGUCAGUGGAAGAGCGUCAGCAUUGUCAAACACUCCUACCCACAGUAUCGCAGCUUCCAUUUCCCAGCCUCAGACUCCAACUCCAAGUCCUAUCAUCUCUCCUUCAGCCAUGCUUCCUAUCUACCCUGCCAUUGAUAUUGAUGCACAGACUGAGAGUAAUCAUGACACAGCACUAACACUUGCAUGUGCAGGUGGUCAUGAGGAACUGGUACAAACAUUGCUAGAGAGAGGCGCCAGUAUCGAACACCGAGACAAGAAAGGUUUUACUCCUCUUAUCUUGGCUGCUACGGCUGGUCAUGUUGGUGUUGUGGAAAUACUGCUGGACAAUGGUGCAGAUAUUGAAGCCCAGUCAGAAAGGACCAAGGACACACCUCUAUCUUUGGCUUGUUCUGGGGGAAGACAGGAGGUGGUGGAACUGUUACUAGCUCGAGGGGCAAAUAAAGAGCACAGAAAUGUUUCUGAUUACACACCUCUAAGCUUGGCUGCUUCUGGUGGCUAUGUGAACAUUAUCAAAAUAUUACUAAAUGCAGGAGCUGAAAUUAAUUCUCGAACUGGUAGCAAAUUGGGCAUUUCUCCUCUAAUGUUAGCAGCUAUGAAUGGGCACACAGCUGCUGUUAAGCUCCUAUUAGAUAUGGGCUCUGACAUAAAUGCUCAAAUUGAAACUAACCGGAACACUGCCCUGACCUUAGCCUGCUUUCAAGGGAGAACUGAAGUGGUUAGUCUUCUGCUGGAUAGAAAAGCAAAUGUCGAACACAGAGCCAAGACUGGCCUCACACCACUAAUGGAAGCAGCCUCUGGUGGAUAUGCAGAAGUAGGCAGAGUUCUUUUGGAUAAAGGUGCUGAUGUUAAUGCCCCUCCAGUCCCCUCCUCCAGAGAUACAGCUUUAACCAUAGCAGCAGAUAAAGGACAUUAUAAAUUCUGUGAGCUUCUCAUUGGCAGGUAUCUGUAUCAUCCAUUUAGGGGCGCUCACAUUGAUGUCCGUAACAAAAAGGGCAACACUCCAUUGUGGCUAGCAGCAAAUGGUGGACACCUUGAUGUGGUUCAGUUACUCGUGCAAGCAGGUGCAGAUGUGGAUGCAGCAGAUAACCGCAAGAUAACUCCUCUUAUGGCAGCAUUUAGAAAGGGUCAUGUAAAGGUUGUGCGAUACUUGGUCAAAGAAGUCAAUCAGUUUCCAUCCGAUUCUGAAUGUAUGAGAUACAUAGCAACCAUCACUGAUAAGGAAAUGCUGAAGAAGUGUCAUCUUUGCAUGGAAUCAAUAGUACAAGCCAAAGAUAGACAGGCAGCUGAAGCAAACAAAAAUGCCAGCAUUUUAUUAGAGGAGUUAGACUUGGAAAAGUUAAGGGAAGAAAGUCGGAGGCUGGCUUUGGCUGCCAAAAGAGAAAAGAGAAAAGAGAAGAGAAGAAAGAAAAAGGAAGAACAAAGAAGAAAGCUAGAAGAAAUUGAAGCCAAAAAUAAAGAGAACUUUGAACUCCAAGCUGCUCAAGAAAAAGAAAAGAAUAAAGUUGAAGAUGAGCCUGAAGUCUUGACGGAGCCUCCAAGUGCCACAACCACUACAACCAUAGGUAUAUCUGCAACCUGGACAACUUUAGCAGGUUCCCAUGGCAAAAGAAACAAUACUAUAACAACAACCAGCUCAAAGAGGAAAAACAGGAAAAAUAAAAUUACUCCAGAAAACGUUCAAAUUAUAUUUGAUGAUCCACUACCAAUUUCCUACAGUCAGCCAGAUAAGGUGAACGGAGAGUCCAAGAGCAGCAGCACCAGCGAGAGUGGGGACAGUGACAACAUGAGGAUUAGCAGCUGCAGUGACGAAAGUAGCAACAGCAACAGCAGCCGGAAGAGUGACAAUCAUUCACCUGCUACGGUCACUGCAACUGUGGCCACCAAGAAACAGCCAUCAGUUCUGGUUACAUUUCCAAAGGAGGAGCGAAAAUCUGUUUCUGGCAAGACUACAGUAAAACUGUCAGAGACUGUCAGUGAGGUGACCAGUAAUUCUCUGUCUACUUGCACAAAAUCUGGUCCCUCUCCCCUUUCCUCUCCGAAUGGGAAAUUAACAGUAGCAAGUCCUAAGCGUGGACAAAAAAGGGAAGAAGGAUGGAAAGAAGUUGUAAGAAGGUCAAAGAAAGUAUCUGUUCCAUCAACUGUGAUAUCCAGAGUGAUUGGAAGAGGAGGCUGUAAUAUUAAUGCCAUUCGGGAGUUCACUGGUGCACACAUAGAUAUCGAUAAGCAGAAAGACAAGACAGGAGACCGGAUAAUAACUAUAAGGGGCGGCACCGAAUCAACAAGGCAAGCAACUCAGUUGAUCAAUGCGCUGAUCAAGGAUCCAGACAAAGAAAUUGAUGAACUUAUUCCAAAGAAUCGUUUGAAAAGCUCCUCAGCAAAUUCCAAAAUGGGGUCUUCAGCACCUACCACCACUGCUGCUAACAGUUCUCUAAUGGGAAUUAAAAUGACGACUGUAGCUCUGUCAUCCACAUCUCAAACUGCCACAGCACUCACUGUGCCCGCGAUUUCUUCUGCAUCUACUCACAAAACCAUUAAGAACCCUGUGAAUAAUGUGAGGCCUGGUUUCCCGGUUUCCCUCCCAUUAGCAUACCCUCCUCCACAGUUUGCACACGCUUUGCUUGCUGCUCAGACUUUCCAGCAGAUCCGUCCACCACGGUUGCCCAUGACCCACUUUGGAGGUACUUUUCCACCAGCUCAAUCUACUUGGGGUCCUUUUCCUGUCAGGCCUUUGAGCCCUGCCAGAGCUACUAACUCGCCUAAGCCUCACAUGGUGCCUCGCCAUAGCAAUCAGAAUAGCAGUGGUUCUCAGGUGAAUUCAGCAGGUUCUUUAACUUCAAGUCCAACGACUACAACCAGUUCAUCAGCUUCAACGGUGCCUGGUACAUCUACAAAUGGCAGCCCAAGUUCACCUUCCGUCAGAAGGCAGCUUUUUGUCACAGUUGUAAAGACAUCCAAUGCUACCACCACAACAGUCACAACCACAGCAAGCAACAACAGCACUGCGCCUACAACCGCCACAUAUCCUAUGCCUACUGCCAAAGAACACUACCCAGUGUCAUCCCCAUCUUCCCCAUCACCACCAGCCCAGCCAGGAGGGGUUUCUCGAAACAGUCCUUUGGAUUGUGGAACAGCGUCUCCAAACAAAGGGGCGUCUUCCUCCGAACAGGAAGCAAGUAGUCCACCAGUAGUAGAAACAGCAAACAGUAGACCUCCAAACAGCAGCAGUUCUUCUGGGAGUUCAUCAGUUCAUUCUGCUCAGCAGCAACCUCCAGGGUCUGUUUCUCAGGAGCCAAGACCACCCCUUCAGUCUCAGGUUCCUGCCCCGGAAGUGAGAAUGACUGUUCCUCCUUUAGCAACAAGUUCUGCUCCAGUGGCGGUGCCUUCUACUGCCCCCGUGACUUACCCUCUGCCUCAGACACAAAUGGGAUGCUCCCAGCCUGCUCCUAAAAUGGAAACUCCUGCUAUCAGACCCCCCUCUCACGGCACAACUGUCCCUCACAAGAAUCCAGCUCCAGUGCAGAAUUCAUCUGUUGCAGUCCUCAGUGUCAAUCACAUUAAAAGACCUCACAGUGUUCCCUCCUCCGUCCAGCUACCUUCGACCUUAAGUACACAAAGUGCUUGUCAGAAUUCAGUACAUCCAGCUAAUAAGCCUAUUGCUCCCAAUUUCAGUGCCCCCCUACCGUUUGGGCCCUUUAGCACAUUGUUUGAAAACAACCCUACUUCUGCUCAUGCCUUCUGGGGAGGAUCUGUUGUUUCAUCUCAGUCAACACCAGAAUCUAUGCUAUCAGGAAAAUCCUCGUAUUUGCCAAAUUCAGAUCCUUUACAUCAGGCUGACACUUCCAAAGCUCCAGGUUUUAGACCACCAUUACAGAGACCUGCAACCAGUCCCUCAGGUAUUGUCAAUAUGGAUUCUCCAUAUGGUUCUGUAACACCUUCUAACGCGCAUUUGGGAAACUUCGCCUCAAACAUUUCCGGAGGUCAGAUGUAUGGACCUGGGGCACCCCUUGGAGGAGCACCCACAGCUGCUAACUUUAACCGACAACAUUUUUCCCCACUUAGUUUGUUGACUCCUUGUUCAUCAGCAUCAAAUGAUUCUUCUGCACAGUCAGUAUCCUCUGGAGUUCGUGCACCUUCUCCUGCCCCCGCAUCAGUACCUUUAGGGUCAGAAAAGCCCAGCAGUGUCUCUCAGGACAGAAAGGUUCCAGUCCCCAUUGGGACUGAGCGUUCUGCACGUAUCAGGCAAACAGGAACUUCCGCCCCAUCUGUUAUUGGAAGUAAUUUGUCCACAUCAGUAGGGCAUAGUGGCAUCUGGUCCUUUGAAGGGAUUGGUGGCAAUCAAGACAAAGUGGAUUGGUGUAAUCCUGGGAUGGGAAAUCCUAUGAUUCACAGGCCAAUGUCUGAUCCCGGAGUGUUUUCACAACAUCAAGCACUUGAGCGAGAGAAUACAGGAAUUGUUGCUCCUUCUAGUACAUUCCAUCAGCAUGUUCCUGCAGGAUACAUGGAUUUCCCUAAAGUUGGGGGUAUGCCUUUCUCUGUGUAUGGGAAUGCGAUGAUCUCUCCAGUGGCACCUCUCCCCGAUGGUGCUGGAGGACCCAUAUUUAACGGCCCGCAUGCUGCGGACCCUACCUGGAACUCCCUGAUUAAGAUGGUUUCAAGUUCUACGGAUAAUAAUGGUCCUCAAACGUGCUCGCCAGAGGUCGCACACUUGGUUGUGGUGCUCGCACACACUUGGUUGCAGUACUCUGGAGAUCGCACACUUUGUUGUGGCGCCGGGGAUCCCAAACGGCAGUGCCCCAGAGAUCGCACUCUGCAUGUGGGGCGUGCUGGGGAUGGAGCUCGAGGCCUGAGGCCUGCCAGGCAGGCGCGCUACUACUGAGCCGUGCCCGGGCCCCUUUCCACAGUCACUAAUCUGUGUGGACUGGACCCUGGGCUCACGUGAACAGUGUGCAUAUGAACCAGCUGGGCUGAAGCGGAUCACCCUGUUAGUCUGCAGAUUCCUUUGCAUUUGGAGGAAAUCAGAAGUGGCUGAAAAAAAUUUAUGCUCCCAAAUCAUUCUACUGAUGUGCUUGACUGAAGUGUGUAGGCCUUUUGCAGAAGAACUCACUCACUGACCUAUUUUCUGUGAACAUUUGUGACUGCCCAUUCCCCAUCAUCAUCCGUUUACCUUAGUUAGCAUUUGUCUUAUCAUUUUUCUUUUUUUUCUUUCCCUCUUCCCCUUUGGACAUAACUUUCUGUUGAACGUUCUCUGAUUGGUUGGUUUUAGUACUGUAAACUGCUUCUGAGCAAACACGGAAAUCUAGCAAAAUUAUGUAAACUUGAUCCUGAAGUUUUAGAAUGGCGAAUAAAUGUACAAUUGUUUACAUAACAGAAAAGGCUAAGCAGAAAGUAAAUUUCAAUAUGUCAGUAUAGAGGCUCUACUUUAUGUAGACUUAAAUUAAUGUGAGAUAUGUACCUUCAUAUUCAGAAAUCUGGAUGUUCCUUCAUACAUUAAACUAUUACUAAGCAUAA